CAUCAACUCGUCAUACAGCAGCUGAUUGGGAUGGGCGGGGCCUAUUUUUAUCCAGACGAUAGAGAGAGCCCUCUCGUGACGCGAACGUAAACAGAGGAGGACUCCGCUCGCUGCCCUCUUUCUGUAAUAAAUUAACUUAGACACGGUGAACGUAAUCAAUGCAUAUUUACAUUUGCUUAACAAUUACAGCACUUUGAGGAAUAUUUGAAAUACCGCUCUUCACCGGCAGGUCUUGAUCUGCUGGUGCUGAGAGACUGAAGGGAUUGUGACAUCCAGAUCAUCUGAUCUUCAUUCAUCCCAACCAUGGCUAAUCCUGCAGAGCGUCGUCUGCAGAAAGAGCUGCUGAAUUUGACGACCGACCCGCCACCGGGCGUCACGGUCGACCCGGAGGAAAUCGGAGACAACCUGUCCGAGUGGACGGUUUCGGUGGCCGGACCGGCCUCCUCCCUGUACGAGGGAGAAACGUUCCGGCUCAACUUCCGGUUCAGCCAAAAAUACCCGUUCGACUCGCCGGAGGUGGUGUUUAUGCGGCCCAACAUCCCCGUGCACCCACACAUCUACAGUAACGGCCACAUCUGUCUGUCGAUUUUGACGGACGACUGGUCGCCGGCACUCUCCGUCGCGUCCGUCUGCCUCUCCAUCACGUCCAUGCUAUCCAGCUGCAAGGAUAAGAAGCGGCCCCCGGAUGAUGCCUUCUACGUGAAAACGUGCAACAAAAACCCCAAGAAGACUCGCUGGUGGUAUCAUGACGACACUGUGUGAUGGCCGGCGCAGGGUAGUCAGCUGAUGACGCUUUUCUCUGUGAUGGUGGCGCCGCACUGCGGAGACUGCGCGAACCACAUGCACCGCACUAGCUCGGACCGCGUGCGAGUGAGUGCGUGGACCGGUCGCGGUCCCGAGAGCCACCCUGAGACCUGGGUUUUGCGGACAGACUAGCAGACCCGGUCGUGGGCCACUGUGGCCGUAUUGGCAAUACGAGCGACGGUGGCGACCUCUUUAAGUGGUGGCGACCUCUGCAGAAUCAGUGACGCAGUGAGAUCGAUUGACAAUCGCGCGGCGCGUGAUGCUCGAUUCCGUCUAUGUGUUUACUUAGUUUUGUUUUAUUUCUAUGCGCGUGUGCAGAUUAUGUCUUGUAUCGGGAGGGCUGCCAAGCUCUAUUAGAGGGUGAUCUGAGGACUUAGUCGCUGCUUUCGUUCUGAACUGGAGCAGAAGGGAAGAAGGUAGGUGUCCGUCCAUCAAAUAAGACACUGGGCCGGGCAGGAUGACUGGAGAGCACAGAGAUAUCGGGAAACGUUGGUUGGUUAUGUUAUCCGUGAUAACCAGGAGGGAUGCAGCGGAUCGUAUCGUUCAGUUAUCCGUGAUAGAAGUGCAAACACGGGCGGUAUUAUGACAAAGCACAGUCAAUCGUGAGUUGGGUCAACCUAGUUGGGUACAGCUCAGUCUGUAGCAGGCAAUGAGGGGGUAUCUAUUUCACCUAGCGGUUGACUAUCAGCUCAUCUUACCGUUGCGACUGGUCGUGUGUCUCCUCUGCCGCGGAGACAAUCCUGUCUCCGACGCUACCGUUGGCUCACGGCAGAUAUAGAUUUUAAUACGUGCAGUUGGUGUCUAGUAGUUGUGAUUUCAAUAUAUGGUGAGACAAUCCGGCUUA
Messenger RNA from Amphibalanus amphitrite, 1648 nucleotides. RefSeq names its product ubiquitin-conjugating enzyme E2 W-like. Bases 304 to 762 code for a protein of 152 amino acids. The transcript is spliced from 7 exons. Lineage: Eukaryota; Metazoa; Arthropoda; Thecostraca; Balanomorpha; Balanidae. The record is from RefSeq and is a predicted model, not a curated record.